This is a messenger RNA of Cornus florida, 1713 nucleotides long. Its product is annotated as pectinesterase 3-like. Lineage: Eukaryota; Viridiplantae; Streptophyta; Magnoliopsida; Cornales; Cornaceae. Gene Ontology annotation, biological process: cell wall modification. Gene Ontology annotation, molecular function: pectinesterase inhibitor activity; pectinesterase activity. Bases 1 to 1713 code for a protein of 570 amino acids. The transcript has 2 exons. The record is from RefSeq and is a predicted model, not a curated record.
AUGGACCCAAUCAAGUCCAUCAAAGCCUACUGCAAGGUCGACGAACACGACAAGCAAGCAUUCUGGCGAAAGACCAUCAUCACAGUCGGCUCCCUCGUUCUAGGGGUUCUCAUCAUCGGCGUCAUCUAUGGUGUUAAGAAGAACUCCAAUUCCAACGGAGUCUCUGCUUCUCCGAAGACACCUUCUGCGUCUAUCAAGGCGGUGUGUAACGUGACCCUGUACCCAGAUUCUUGCUUCAAGAGCAUUUCAGCUCUGGAAGCUUCCAACCCCACCACCGACCCCAAAGAGAUCUUCAAGCUGUCUCUGCACGUGGCUCUCAACGAGCUCGUGAAGGUGUCUGCGUUGCCUGACACAUUGAUCUCCAAGAUCAGCGACGAACCAGCCAAGAAAGCGUUGAUUGUUUGUCGGAGAGUGUUUGAAGACGCUGUCGAUAGUCUCAACGAUACGAUAUCAUUAAUGGCGGAGAACGACGGCGAGAAAUUGCUGUCGCCGUUCACAAUUGAGGACGCCAGGACAUGGUUGUCCGCGGCACUUGCAUAUCUCGACUCUUGCUUGGACGGUCUACAAGAAGUGAACGCCACCACUUUGUACCAUGAAGUGAACGGUUUGAUCGAAAAUUCGGUCGAAUUUUCGAGCAAUAGUUUGGCGAUUGUGACCAAGGUUUUGGGGACUCUUUCGGAUUACAACAUUCCGGCUGCAGGUCGGAAGCUUCUGGGAUUUCCAGAGUGGGUGAGCGCCGGUGACCGGAGGCUGCUGCAGGAGACGAAACUGACGCCGAGUGUGACGGUGGCGCAGGACGGCAGUGGAGAUGUGAAAACGAUCAAAGAGGCGGUGGCGAGGAUUCCGGUGAAGUCAAAGACGAGGUUUGUGAUAUAUGUUAAGGCGGGAAAGUAUAUGGAGAAUGUGACAGUGGAGAAGUACAUGUGGAAUGUGAUGAUUUACGGCGAUGGCAAGGGAAAGACCAUCAUCUCCGACAGCGUGAACGUUAAGGAUGGCCAUGGGAUUACGACCUUCAGUUCAGCCACCUUUGGUGCUGACGGAAGGGGCUUCUUUGCAAAGGACAUUACCUUCGAGAACACAGCUGGGCCACAGAAGGACCAAGCUGUUGCCCUUAGGUCAAGUUCCAAUCACUCUGUGUUCUACAGGUGCUCCUUUGAUGGCUUCCAGGACACUCUCUACGCCCAUUCCAAAGUUCAAUUCUACCGCGACUGUGACAUAACCGGAACCGUCGACUUCAUAUUCGGACACGCCACAGUUGUCUUCCAGAACUGCAAAAUCCAGCCCAGGCAGCCCAUGGAGAAUCAAUAUGUGACCAUAACAGCUGCCGGACAUACCGAUCCUAAUAUGAAAUCAGGCAUUUCUAUUCAAAAGUGUAGCAUCACCCCCCUGGACAAGCUCACUGCCCAAACAUACCUUGGCAGGCCUUGGAAGGAUCACGCCAUCACGGUAAUAAUGCAGACCUAUAUUGGGUCAUUCGUGAACAGAUCGGGCUGGAUCGAAUGGGUCAAAGGUGGUGCCGCACCACCCAAGACCAUUUUCUACGGCGAGUUCAAUAAUUUCGGCCUGGGAGCGAAUACAACUGAUAGGGUUAAAUGGGCUGGAUAUAAUAAAAAUUUGACAAUAGACCAGGCCAAGAUGUACACAGUGGAAGCCCUUCUCCAGGGAAGCCAUUGGCUGCCUGCAAAAUACGUGUUCUAUGAGCCAGGCUUAUAG